This is a messenger RNA of Nicotiana attenuata, 1371 nucleotides long. RefSeq lists its product as uncharacterized. The transcript has a single exon. Bases 1 to 1371 code for a protein of 456 amino acids. Lineage: Eukaryota; Viridiplantae; Streptophyta; Magnoliopsida; Solanales; Solanaceae. The record is from RefSeq and is a predicted model, not a curated record.
AUGAAUGUUGAUGGUGACAUGAGUGAUGAAACUAACUCGUAUGAUGAUAUUAAUGGGUUAUUGAAUGAUCAAUUUAGAGAUAUUGCACAAGUCGAAGGACUUUAUGAAGGUCCAAGUGAAGAUGCCAAUAAAUUCUAUAACUUAGUUGAUGAGGCAAGCCAAGAACUAUAUCCUGGUUGUAAAGGAUUCUCUAGAUUAUCAUUCACAAUUCGUCUAUAUUUGUUGAAGUGUCUACAUGGAUGGAGCAAUGCGUCAUUCACUUCUCUUUUAGAGUUAUUGAAAGAGGCGAUGCCCGAGUUGAACAUUCCUUUAUCUUACAAUAAUGCCAAGUCUAUGGUUAAGGAUCUCGGUCUUGAUUAUGAAAAAAUCGGUGCAUGUCCCAAUGAUUGCAUGCUAUUUAGGAAUGAACAUAAGGCUGAUGAAUAUUGUCAUGUUUGUGGAGCUUCAAGAUAUAUUAAAUAUCCUGAAGCAUAUAGCGAGGUUGAGUGUUCUAAAAAAGCUCAUCGCGUUUCAGCAAAAACUUUGAGACACUUUCCAUUAAUUCCUAGACUCAAAAGGCUAUUCAUGUGCUCCAAGACAGCGGAUACAUUAAGGUGGCAUGACGAGGAGCGUUCUAAAGAUGGCAAGUUAAGGCAUCCUGCUGAUGCCCAAGCAUGGAAAGACUUUGAUAGCUUUCAUCCGAAUUUUGCAAGAGAUUCUCGCAAUUUGAGACUUGGCUUGGCAAGUGAUGGGUUCAAUCUAUUUCGAACCAUGAGCAUAUCUCAUAGCACAUGGCCAGUUAUCUUAAUGGUGUAUAAUUUGCCUCCUUGGAUGUGCAUGAAACCAGAAUAUUGUAUGCUUUCUUUGCUUAUACCUGAGCCGCGGUCACCUGGAAAUGACAUUGACAUUUAUUUACAACCAUUAAUAGAAGAGUUAAAUGUGUUGUGGGAGUCUGGGGUGGAAACAUAUGAUGCUUCAAGAAAUCAAACCUUUCAAAUGCGAGCAGCUCUUUUGUGGACAAUUAGUGGCUUCCCUGCAUAUGCUAUGUUAUCUGGUUGGAGUACAAAAGGGAAGUUGGCUUGCCCUUGUUGUAAUUAUGGCACUAAUUCUCGCUAUCUUAAACAUAGUCGAAAAAUGUGUUAUAUGGACCAUCGUGUUUUUCUACCAACGGAUCAUCCAUGGAGAUCCAACAAAAGGCCUUUCAAUGGAAAAACAGAAUUUAGGCUUCCUCCACCUUUUUUGAAGGGAGCUGAUGUGCUUAAUGACUUGCAAAAUAUUAAUAAUGUCUUUGGGAAAAAGAGGAAGAGAAAUGAUGGCCCAUGGAAGAAAAAGUCAAUUUUUUUGAAUUACCUUAUUGGCAGCACAAUUCAUUACGUCACAAUCUUGACAUAA